Erigeron canadensis is the source of this 1836-nucleotide messenger RNA. RefSeq names its product protein DA1. Gene Ontology annotation, molecular function: ubiquitin binding. The coding region runs from base 216 to 1667 and encodes 483 amino acids. The transcript has 12 exons. Lineage: Eukaryota; Viridiplantae; Streptophyta; Magnoliopsida; Asterales; Asteraceae. The record is from RefSeq and is a predicted model, not a curated record.
ACAUACAUAUACAUACAAACGACAAGAAUCAGGAACCCGCCCCUCUUAAACCCCUUUCCCAAACAACCCCCUCCCUCCUUUUUGAUCUCCUUCUUCUUGUAAAUCCUUCAAUUCUUUUCAUUUUUUCCCCUUCUUUUUCAAGGAUCAGCAAUCAAUUAUUCUUAUUCUAAGGUAGAGAUUUAUUUAUACGUGUACAGAUUCUAGUUGUUUUGUUGAUGGGUUGGCUUAGCAGAAUUUUUAAAGGCUCCAACCAUGAAGUUUCGGAAGGGGAUUACAAUUGGAGAUAUGAAGACAAUACAGCAUCAAUGGGUGAUCAUCCUUCUACAUCAUGGCAGGAUCCACAGUCUGAAAUAGAAGACAUUGACCGUGCCAUUGCAAUCUCACUUGCAGAAGAAGAUGGGAGAGGGAAACGUAUAAUCAGUGACGAUUCUCAACUAAAGGAAGAUGAACAACUUGCAAGGGCUCUACAAGAAAGUUUAAAAGUGGUGUCGCCACCUAGACACAGAAAUGUCAAUACAAAUAUAAAUGGAAAUGGAAAUAUAUAUCAACCUAUACCUUUCCCAUAUGCAACAGGAUUCAGGAUUUGUGCUGGUUGUAAUUAUGAGAUUGGUCAUGGAAGAUUUUUAAGUUGCAUGAACGGUGUUUGGCAUCCUGAAUGUUUUAGAUGUCAUGCCUGUAACCAACCCAUUGCAGACUAUGAGUUUUCCAUGUCGGGAAAUUAUCCUUAUCACAAGUCUUGCUACAAGGAGCACUAUCAUCCAAAGUGUGAUGUUUGCCGGAAUUUUAUUCCAACAAACGCUGCCGGCCUUAUUGAAUAUAGAGCACAUCCAUUCUGGGCCCAGAAAUAUUGCCCAUUUCAUGAGCAUGAUGGGACUCCUAGAUGCUGCAGCUGUGAACGGAUGGAGCCACGUGAAUCAAGCUAUGCCUCUCUGAAUGAUGGUCGGAAACUUUGCUUAGAGUGUCUUGACUCUUCAGUUAGUGAUACAAAUGAGUGUCAACCAUUAUAUCUUGAUAUACAAGCAUUUUAUGAAAGCUUAAAUAUGAAGGUCGAACAGAAAAUUCCUUUACUUUUGGUUGAGAGACAAGCACUUAAUGAGGCCAUGGAUGGGGAGAGGAAUGGCCAUUAUCACAUGCCGGAGACACGAGGACUAUGCCUCUCUGAGGAGCAAACUAUCAGCACAGUUUUGAGACGGCCAAGAAUUGGGAUGGGGAACCGGGUGCCAGACAUGAGAACAGAACCAUACAAACUGACACGUCGCUGUGAGGUUACAGCUAUUCUCAUCUUAUAUGGCCUUCCUAGGUUGUUGACAGGAUCAAUCUUGGCUCACGAAAUGAUGCACGCAUGGCUGCGACUUCAAGGUUAUCGGACACUCAGUCAAGAUGUAGAAGAAGGAAUAUGUCAAGUUUUAGCUCACAUGUGGUUAAGAGCUCAAAUAGCUUCCAUAUUAAAUAGAAACACACCAUCCUCGUCAUCUGCUACAUCGUCAAGACAAGAAAAAAGAUCUCCAUUUGACAAGAAGCUUGCAGAGUUCUUUAAACAUCAGAUUGAAUCGGAUAUGUCACCUAUUUACGGAAAUGGUUUUAGAGCUGGCAAUCAGGCCGUACUUAAAUAUGGACUUCAAAGUACGUUGGAGCACAUUCGGUUGACGGGGACCUAUCCCUUCUAAAAAUGUGGAUCAUUUUUGGUUUCCACUAUUUAAUUUUUUCAAUAGCAAGGUCUAUAUUAUUUGAAUUCUUUUGUGAAGAUCAUAGAAACUAUACCGCUAUUAAAACUACAUUUGUAAUCUACUGUGUAGAGUUAGUCCAUAUGAUAAUAAAAUCGCCUAUUUUUUUCUC